AUGCUUCUUAACAAUCUCUUUGCGGUAGCCGCUCUGGCCAGCGCUGCCUUUGCGGCUCCGGCUGAGAAACGCCAGUCCCGUAAGAUGAAGUGGUUCGGCAUCAACGAGUCUGGUGCCGAGUUUGGCGAGACAAAGUUUCCCGGUGUUUACAACAAGGAUUACAUAUGGUAUGAUUUGAACACGCUCGAUCAAUUCAUGAACCAGGGCAUGAACAUGUUCCGCCUGAACUUCCUAAUGGAGCGCCUUACCCCGGGCUCCCUCACCAGCCCAUUCGAUGCAAACUACCUAGGCAACCUGACACAACAAGUCAACCACAUCACCAGCAAAGGCAGCUACGCCAUGAUCCAACCACACAACUACGGCCGCUUCAUGGGCAACAUCAUCACCGACACAGCCGCCUUCAAAACCUGGUGGACAAAAGUCGCCGCCGAAUACAAAGACAACGCGCUCGUAGUCUUCGACACGAACAACGAAUUCCACGACAUGGACCAAAACCUCGUCUUCAACCUCAACCAAGCCGCCAUCGACGGUAUCCGCGCUGCCGGCGCCACUAAGCAAAUCAUCACUCCAGAGGGAAACUCCUGGACCGGUGCUUGGACCUGGGUUUCCUCCGGCAACGCCGCCAGCCUUGUUAACCUGAAAGAUCCCGAGAACAAGCUCGUCUACCAAAUGCACCAGUACCUCGACACCGAUGGCAGUGGUACAUCUGCGAACUGUGUUUCCAACACUAUUUUCUCGGAGCGUCUGGCGGCUGCGACUAAGUGGCUCAAGGAUAACAAGAAGGUUGGUGUGAUUGGAGAGUUUGCGGGGGGUAACAAUGCCCAGUGUAUUGCGGCGUUGAAGGACGGUCUCAGUUACAUGCAGAAGAACUCGGAUGUUUGGAUGGGUGCGAUCUGGUGGGCGGCGGGUCCUUGGUGGGGUGAUUACAUUUACAACAUGGAGCCCCCGAGUACCGCGGGCUGGACUACGUUGUUGCCGGCCAUUAAGAGCUUCUUCGUUUAG
Pyrenophora tritici-repentis Pt-1C-BFP is the source of this 1002-nucleotide messenger RNA. Its product is annotated as BglC, Endoglucanase. The record is from RefSeq and is a predicted model, not a curated record. Gene Ontology annotation, biological process: glucan catabolic process. Gene Ontology annotation, molecular function: hydrolase activity, hydrolyzing O-glycosyl compounds. Lineage: Eukaryota; Fungi; Ascomycota; Dothideomycetes; Pleosporales; Pleosporaceae.